This is a messenger RNA of Eleginops maclovinus (Patagonian blennie), 2412 nucleotides long. RefSeq names its product fidgetin (gene fign). The record is from RefSeq and is a predicted model, not a curated record. Bases 175 to 2382 code for a protein of 735 amino acids. Lineage: Eukaryota; Metazoa; Chordata; Actinopteri; Perciformes; Eleginopidae. Gene Ontology annotation, molecular function: ATP binding; ATP hydrolysis activity; microtubule severing ATPase activity. The transcript has 2 exons.
GUUUGGAAUUCCAACAUGGCAGAGGCUGUGGUCAGUCUUCCCCUCACUAACUUGGAAUGGUUUCAAAUCGUGAGCAGCCGCGCUUAACCUCAGCGAGCCAUUCAUCUGCGCACUGCCCGGAUCGAUGGUACUAUAAACCCUGACGCUGCCCUGGCACCUAACACAGGUCUAAAGAUGCAGUGGACCCCAGAGCACACACAAUGGGCAGAACAACACUUUGACAUCUCAUCCACUACCCGCUCUCCAGCACACAAAGUAGAGGCCUACCGGGGGCACUUACAGCGAACAUACCAGUAUGCGUGGGCAAACGAUGACAUCUCUGCACUGACUGCCUCCAAUCUGCUUAAGAAAUAUGCAGAGAAGUACUCUGGGAUCCUAGAGGGCCCAAAUGAGAGAGCCCUGCUGUGUUCCUACUCUGAUAGCACCACUGGACUCAUGAAUGGAAGAAAGUCAGAGAAUGAGUCCUGGCAGGAGGGGAUUUACCCAAUGAACUGUGCUCCAGAUGUUAUAUCUGUGAGCAAAGCUGGAAUGACAGCUGCCCUACCCCCUACAGAUGUGUCGGCUAGCAUAGGCAGCUCCCCAGGGGUGGCCAGCAGCUUGUCUGAGCCCAGCUACUCCAGCAGUAACUGUGGGAGCCACACAGCAACUACUCUCCACUCGGGCCUCCCCUCUCAGGAAUAUACUGCCAGCUACAACGGCUCUUACCUGCAUUCAAGCUACAGUGGCCAGAGUACCCCGGCUCUCCCCUCCCCCCACCCCUCUCCUUUGCACAGUGCUGGGCUCUUACAACCACCGCCCCCACCGCCUCCCCCUGCCUUAGUGCCGAGCUACAACGCCGGGUCUCCCAACUACAAUUAUCCUCCAACAGGGUAUCCUUCUCAGACUGCAAUUGGCCCUGGUUACAGCCCUGGGGGAGCACCCCCUUCUGCGUAUCUGCCAUCCGGUAUUGCAGCUCCUACACCAAUCCCUCCCUCCACACUGCCCGGCUACACCUACCAGUCCCAUAAUCAUACACCAAUUGCACCAACACCGUUAAAUGGCAGCACAUCAAGCUCAUUAAAAAGAAAAGCUUUCUACAUGAGUGGACAUGGAGAUAUGGACUCUAGCUAUGGUAAUUUCAACUACAACCAACAGCGCUCUUCACAGAGUCCAAUGUACAGAACAACAGAUAGUGUCUCAGAUAGAGGCAAUGGCUUUGACAGAAAUGGAGAUGCAUCGUCUUUAGCUUUUAAGCCAACCAAACAGCCAAUGUCUUCUGAUCAACAAAGGAAAUUUAUUUUACACUCUGGCAGAGCACUAACUCCUCCAAACUAUGGAUCAACCAAAAGCUCUGUGGGUGAUCUGAGAACUGGUGAACCCUACAGCAAGUUUGGAUCGCCAAUCAUGAGCGAGCAAACUGAAGAGCACAGACAGCACCUCUCUCACUCCCUAACAGGGCCCGACAUUGGUACGGCUACCUCGUCCAUCCAUGCUGCAGAGGAACAAUUGAAGAACAGUGACUCCAACCUGGUGGAGAUGGUAACCACAGAAAUCCUUCAGCAGGGCCCUCCAGUGGACUGGAGCGACAUCGCAGGUCUGGAUAUGGCCAAAGCAGCCAUCAAAGAGGAGAUACUGUGGCCCAUUUUAAGGCCAGAUAUGUUUAGCGGACUUGCCACAUUACCUCGGAGCCUCCUUUUAUUCGGACCUCAGGGAACUGGUAGAACGCUGUUGGCCCACUGCAUGGCAACCCAAAUGGGGGCGGCCUUGUUGCAACUUAGCAGUUCUGCUCUGGUAACCAAGUGGCUCGGGGAGGGGGAAAAGAUCAUCCAAGCUUCUUUCCUAGUGGCACGGUGUCGCCAGCCAUCGGUGGUGUUCAUCAGAGAGGUGGACCUGCUGCUAUCAGCUCAGGUCAGUGAGGAUAGCCCAGUGAAUCGCCUCAAGGCUGAGCUCCUCAUGCAGCUUGACAGUAUUCUGACCUCUGCUGAGGACCAUGUCCUCGUGGUUUGCUCCACCAAUAAGCCUGAAGAGAUCCCUGAGUCCCUACGGAGGUACUUUGCCAAGCGACUGCUCAUCCCCUUGCCUGAUGGGACAGCACGACAUCAGAUAAUCAGCCAACUGCUCUCACAGCACAACUACUGUCUUAGUGAUAAAGAAAUGUCACUACUGGUUCAGAGGACAGAGGGCUUUUCCGGACUGGUUGUGGCUCAGCUGUGUCAGGAGGCUGUGGUAGGUCCUCUUCACGGCAUUCCUGGUACUGAUCUGUCAACCCUCCACCCAACUCAGAUGAGACCAGUCUCAUACCAAGACUUUGACAGUGUGUUUUGCAAAUUCCAGCCCAGCAUAUCACAAAAGGAACUUGACAUGUACACUGAGUGGAACAAAAUGUUUGGUUGUAGUCAAUGAAAGAGAGACAUUGAACAUCUUUUCUCAGUA